Molecule: messenger RNA, 633 nt
Organism: Brassica napus (rape)
Lineage: Eukaryota; Viridiplantae; Streptophyta; Magnoliopsida; Brassicales; Brassicaceae
Exons: 1
Coding region: 1-633 (210 amino acids)
Source: RefSeq, a predicted model, not a curated record
AUGAAGAUGUUAUUGAGAGGUCUUAAGGUGUGGGAGGUAGUCGAGAGAGAAUCGACCGAAGGUGAUAAGAAUGAUAUGGCGACAGUUCUUCUUUUCCAAUCGAUUCCGGAGACUAUGAUCCUACAAGUUGGGAAACUUGAUACCGCAAAGAAGGUGUGGGAUGCGAUCAAGACCCGUCAUGUAGGAGCCGAUAGAGUUCGAGAGGCGAGGCUACAAACCCUCAUAACUGAGUUCGAUCGGCUAAAAAUGAAAGAAACCGAUAAAAUUGAUGACUUCGUGGGCAAGUUAUCAAAGAUUUCAUCAAAAUCUACCGCGCUAGGAGAAAGUAUGAACGAGGCGAAACUUGUUAAGAAGUUUCUACAAGGACUACCACGCAAGAAGUUCAUUCACAUAGUUGCCUCUCUCGAGCAACUACUAGACUUGAAUACCGCAAACUUCGAAGAUGUCGUAGGUCGCUUGAAAGCAUACGAGGAGCGUAUAGCUGCGGAAGAAGAAGAAGAAACACAAGAUGAUCAGAGUAAGCUUAUGUACAGCAACUCUGAACCACAACAUCGAGACGGAGGAUAUAGAGGACGUGGUCGAGGAGGCCGGUACUAUAAUAGAGGAAGGAAGAUCAUCAUAUUGGGAAAGUAG